AUGGUCUCUAACCUCGGCGAAAGUGGUCUUCCUCCUGUAGCUGUUGAUCUUUCUUCCCAUUCCCCUUCAGCUUCCUCGUCCUUUUCCCCUGCUCAUCAAUCAUUUCCUGCUUCUGAAGUCCAUGAUGCUCUCGGCCAUUCCCAUCAUGAUCCACGGCCAACAAAGCGUCAAAAAACACAAGCAUGUCUGCGAUGUAGGAGGCGCAAGCAAAAAUGUGACUACCGCAAGCCCUGCGGUAAUUGCGUCAAGGCUGACGAGCAAUGCUUCGCUGCGUCUUCUUCUACUUCUACCCGCCCAAUUGCAGAAGGUCCAAUCCAAGAUCGUGUCGACCGAUCAGCUGAGAUGGCUGCCCUUGAUGAGCGCAUCUCCCGAAUUGAGCAGAUGACACAGCGAUCGAGCCUGAGAACUGACCCUGGCGAAUCUGAUAGCUCCCAGGCUCAUGUCCAGCAAAUGCCAGCUCUUGACGCCACUGCUGCAUCGCCUUCCAUCCUGGCGGACACAUCGCAUUUGUCAAGGAGUACACCGGCCAUGGCACUACUGGCUGCUUUUGCGGCACCAAUCUCGGAAAUCGGUUCGCCUAGUGUCACAGCAGAUGCCAUACAAAGAACUUGUCCCCAAGGAGAGCUCGACGAUAUGGUUGACAGUGCGACAGAGGAAACACUAUUCAGCAUCUACAAUGACAAAGUUCAAUGGCGAUACCCUUUUCUCCGCCUUUAUCAGCUUAGAAACCGCCACGAGCGAUCGUCUGAACCUUGUACCCUAUUCUUUAUCAGCAUGAUCUACUCGAUCAGUCUGUUACUAGGGAAGAGCGGUCCAAACCUCUUUUCUGGACUGAAGCAGGAAGAUUUCUACAGCAAAGCCGUCACGCAAUAUCUCGCGCAUGUCUUCAAGGAGCCUGACCAGUUGCUCCACAUACAAGCAUAUCUGAUCAUUGCCAUGCAUGCUAUCUACUCGCCUUCAACAGAGCGCAUUAUUACGAUCACAUCAGCCGCCAUGAGGUACUGCGUCAUGGCUCAGCUGCACUGUGAUUCUGCCGAGCCCGCUCCUGUCGACGUUGCUGCCCGUAUUCGAAUUCAGCUUCGUCGGCGCAUCUUCUGGUGUACCUACAAACUUGAUCGGACGGUUGGUGGGACGUAUCACCUGCCCAUGUCCAUUCCAGACUCCCAGAUCAGCGUCAAGAUGUACGCCAACAUUGACGAUAUGGAGCUCGAUGAUAGAUGUAAUAACGCAUUUCCCGAUGAAGUCCAGGGAGUUUCUCGCUUCACGGAUGUGUCAGCGGCUCUGCAUGUUGUCUAUUGUCGCCAAAUCCAAAGCGAAAUUCUCAACUCUACGCUCCAUCGCGAUUACAGCCAACAUCUUGAUCAGAAUGAUGGUUGGCGCCUUCGGGUCCUGGAAAAGCUUGAUCGGUGGAGAUCACUCUGGGAUCGAUAUGCCGACACUCCGUCGCAAAACCUUGCAGGCAGUGACUGGAUCAACAUGAUGUACAGCUACAGUCUCAGCAUGCUCUAUCAACCCACCAAGACUUCAGUCUUCUACUCAGCAGGGACCUGGACCGUCAAAGCCUGUAUGCAAGCGUGUCUCAUAUUCCGAAAGUUUCAAAAAGACACCACCGUUACCGACCUCUGGCUAGGGCUCAUUGCCCAGUUCAAGUGUGGCGUGUCUCUGCUGUAUACAUUCUUUGCUACCCCGCCUCAGAUAAGGCCAGCUAUAUACGAGCAUCCCGAUAUUCCUGAGGCUGUGAGAGCAUGCAGUAUCACUCUCACGCUCAUAGCUGAGCGUUGGCCUCAGGCUAAAUGUAUUAGAGACACCUUCGAUAUUCUUGCUCGUGAGGUUCCUCUGUUCGAGAAUGCGUUGGCUAGAACUGCCCCAGAUGGACGGAGGGUGAGACCGGAAGCUAGAAAAAGCCUCCUCUCGUUACUCCAGCAGAUCGAGCCAAUCGUUGUCCAUAGAGAUACUCUACGUAUGAUCCGGGAGAUUGCGACAGAAGACUUUCCUUUUCAUGACCAGGCGCCACAAGCUCCCGUCAUAGGCCAGGCGAACAGCACUUCGCAAGGACAUAGAUACGAUUCACCAUCACAGCAAUUGGAGAUUCCCGUCGACUUUUUCCAGCCAUUGACCCCCUCAGCCUUACAGCUGGAUGUUGCUGGGCCUGGACUUCAAAGCAUAGGAGACUCAUCCGUCGAAUUCCCUGCGUACUUUGACUUGGCAGACUAUUUAUGA
Messenger RNA from Fusarium proliferatum ET1, 2220 nucleotides. RefSeq lists its product as uncharacterized. Gene Ontology annotation, molecular function: zinc ion binding; DNA-binding transcription factor activity, RNA polymerase II-specific; sequence-specific DNA binding. Gene Ontology annotation, biological process: DNA-templated transcription; positive regulation of transcription by RNA polymerase II. The transcript has 2 exons. The record is from RefSeq and is a predicted model, not a curated record. The coding region runs from base 1 to 2220 and encodes 739 amino acids. NCBI's taxonomy places the organism in Eukaryota, Fungi, Ascomycota, Sordariomycetes, Hypocreales, Nectriaceae.